UGUUGUCAACAACAUAAAAAAUUGUCAUUCAUUUCAUAUCAUCCAAAUUUUAAGUCGCUUAAAACUUCACUGUAAAAUGGGGAAACUAUCAUUAAUGCAAACUAUAUUAUUGCAGGGGGCGAACAAAGACUGCAGCAAAAAGAAUUUCAAAGAUUACGCGAGACGAAUCGCCAACCAGUCUUACAACGAUGUAGACGACGACGUCCCCAGCGUCAGGACAAUCAACUUCGAAUCUCCAAUACCGAGGAUCUUCCGUUACUCGGGAAGGGCAAGAUACACAGUCAGAGACAAUUUACUUGGGACUCCGAACCUGAAGGGGGUCACGCCUAGGAAAAAUCGUAUGGUCCACCGAUUCAGGUAUGUACAUGUACCUGCGCAUCACGCAAUCAACAGGCGAAGGAAAGAUUGCUAUUCGAUGCUGAACGCGAAAGCCAACUAUUUGUUUCAACACGGCAACAAAAACGUCGACGUUUUGUACAAAUGUGUCAGCGUAAACUGUCAAAAACCGGUGCUGGACAAGUUCCUGGGCAAAGAUGCCGGCAUGGAACAGAAGUACGAGUUCCUGCAGCAGAUACGCAUGCUCAACACCACCCACGACCACGCCGAGCGCGUCCAGCAGCUCAACGACAUGAAGGUCGACUCCCUGAGGCGCUUCGACAAGCACCCGAUCAAGAGGAGGUCGUCGUACCACGCGCACAGCUCCACCCUCAAAAAGAUCAGCGAUAAUAAGUCGGCGGAGCUGGACCAGGAGCCGGAGCCUUCGAACGAGCCGGACACUUCCUCAUUUUACAGGAAAAGGGCGCUUUCUACGCCGAAAAUCAAGACGCCGUACUCGGUGGAACGGGUCAUCAUAACCGAGAACACCGAAUUCGCCGACUGGAACUCCCAGAAAGUUAACGCCCUCAAGCCCGCUUUCGUCAACCUCAAGCCCAGCAUUUAUGACAAGGCGGCCCUCGACAGUAAACAAUGUGAGGAGAAGUCACUUGUUGCUGAGAGUGCUGUGCCAUGGGACAACGUUAAAAUUGGGGCACAUUUGAAGGGCAAGAUUUGGCAUAGUUUAAGAAUAAGUCCUGUAAUGAGGCAAUUGGAGAGACCCAGACUAACUGAAGAACGGAUAGUGGAGGAAUCAGCUAAAAUGGAUGAAUGUCUAUGUAAGGAAAGGGAUGACACCAAAUGCUCAUCAUCAGCUGCUAGGACAGAGGAGCAAAAUUACCACUCCGAAGUUAAUGCCAUUCGGGAAAUUAACAACCCUCAAUUCACAGAACAAACAAUGUAUCUUGAGAAGAGGAGAAAAUAUGCAGAUAGGUUCCAUAAAGUAGAAAGUAUGAUCAACACUCUCAGCAAAAAAUACACCAAAAUCAUCAGCGAUCUUGAAAAUGGAGGAUUGAAAUGGGUGACUCACAAAUCAAAUGAGAUGUCCAACAAAGUCUGUAACUUAGAAAAAUCAUUGAAGGAAUGCGUCUGCGUCCUGGAGAAACAGACUUCAUUGAUUGAAGACCAGAACACCAAGAUCAACACUUUGGAAUCAAAGUUGCUUGAGAAACAACCUCCACCCACUCAAGCAGCGUCUUCAAACGAACUUAUCCUUUCGGAAAGACCUGAGACGGCACCAAAAGAGAAGGAACCCGUUGCUGGUCUCAAUGAGGAACCUAAGCAGCGUAAGGAGUGUAUUAAUAUAAAAGUAAUAAACGAUGCACACAGAGAUGAGAACCUUCUAAACCUUACCAAGUCCAUUGAGGAGUUGCAGAAAAAGAUUGUCUCCGCUAGCCAUCAAAUGAUCAAGUCAAAAGAAAAGGACAAUAAACCAGAAGACGAGGUACCAUGCAAGCAAUGUACCGAAGUCAAGAACACAGAAAUAAUCAGCAAGCCAGACAAAAAGGCGACCAACGAGGUCGAACCCACAGAAAAACCUCAAUUAAAUUAUGAAAGAGUAGACAAAGGCUUUCCGAAGGAUAAGGUGAACGCCUCAAUUUAUGUACAUGAUGCAUCUGAAAAUUGGAUCACACAGAUUUUAUCCGUUGAAGGCGUUACGGAAACUUAUUUCGAUACAGUUUCUCAGCCUGUGGCAUAUGAAUAACCCACAAGUGUAAAUUGUCUCUUGAAUCACAUUUCAUUUUGCAAUAAAUCACAAAAUAAAUAACCUU
Messenger RNA from Aethina tumida (small hive beetle), 2144 nucleotides. RefSeq lists its product as uncharacterized. The transcript is spliced from 4 exons. Lineage: Eukaryota; Metazoa; Arthropoda; Insecta; Coleoptera; Nitidulidae. The record is from RefSeq and is a predicted model, not a curated record. Bases 77 to 2077 code for a protein of 666 amino acids.